Molecule: messenger RNA, 174 nt
Organism: Meyerozyma guilliermondii ATCC 6260
Lineage: Eukaryota; Fungi; Ascomycota; Pichiomycetes; Serinales; Debaryomycetaceae
Exons: 1
Coding region: 1-174 (57 amino acids)
Biological process (GO): protein secretion
Source: RefSeq, a predicted model, not a curated record
AUGCAAUACAAGUAUUUGAUAUCGAGAACCGUAGAUCCAAUUUUGGCCAUUAGCAUAGGCACUGCUGCCUACUACGUUCACGAGUACCGCCACGGUAGACCACAGGGCCAUACAUUGAACGAGUUGGUGACGAGGUGGUACAAUGAGAGAAACGAUGGAGAGAUGAAAAAUUGA